UAGCUUGAAUCUCUGCAAGCAGGCAAGAUGUCCAGCACACCACAUGACCCUUUCUAUUCUUCUCCUUUUGGCCCAUUUUAUAGGAGACACACACCAUACAUGGUGCAACCAGAGUACCGAAUAUAUGAAAUGAACAAGAGGCUGCAGUCGCGGACGGAGGAUAGUGACAACCUCUGGUGGGAUGCCUUUGCAACUGAAUUUUUUGAAGAUGAUGCAACCUUAACCCUUUCAUUUUGUUUGGAAGAUGGACCAAAGCGAUACACAAUUGGAAGGACCCUCAUUCCUCGUUAUUUUAGCACUGUCUUUGAAGGAGGUGUAACAGACCUGUAUUACAUUCUCAAGCACUCAAAAGAGUCAUACCACAACUCAUCCAUCACAGUGGACUGUGAUCAAUGCACCAUGGUCACUCAGCAUGGAAAACCCAUGUUUACCAAGGUAUGCACAGAAGGACGUCUUAUCUUGGAGUUUACUUUUGAUGAUCUUAUGAGAAUAAAAACAUGGCACUUUACUAUUAGACAGUACAGAGAAUUAGUCCCACGCAGCAUUCUAGCCAUGCAUGCACAAGACCCUCAGGUGCUGGAGCAGCUGUCCAAAAACAUCACUCGAAUGGGUCUGACAAACUUCACCCUCAACUACCUCAGGUUGUGUGUAAUACUGGAGCCAAUGCAGGAACUGAUGUCAAGACAUAAAACUUACAAUCUAAGUCCUCGAGACUGCUUGAAGACUUGCUUGUUUCAAAAAUGGCAGAGAAUGGUGGCCCCACCAGCAGAACCCACAAGACAACCGACAACCAAACGGAGAAAAAGGAAAAACUCUACCAGCAGCACUUCCAACAGCAGUGCUGGGAACAAUGCAAAUAGUACCAACAGCAAGAAAAAGUCAGCUGCUGCAAACCUGAGUCUAUCAAGUCAGGUACCUGAUGUGAUGGUGGUAGGAGAACCAACUCUGAUGGGAGGCGAAUUUGGGGAUGAAGACGAAAGGCUUAUCACUAGAUUAGAGAAUACACAGUAUGAUGCAGCAAAUGGCAUGGAUGAUGAAGAAGAUUUCAACAAUUCACCUGCACUGGGAAAUAACAGCCCGUGGAACAGCAAACCUCCUGCUAACCAGGAGACUAAAUCUGAAAACCCCACACCACAAGCUUCCCAAUAGGUUAUUCUGCAGCAGUACCCACUGCAAUGUCUGUCAGUGGGUUAUUAAUUACUGUUUCACAGCAUUCUUCAAAAAAAAAUUUAAAAACCACCUUUCAACAGAUACAGUAUCUAUUUCUAAACUAAAGCUAUCUGAUUUUUUUUAAUUAGGGAAAACUCUUGUAUAAGCUUCCAUAUACAUUUCUUGGAAGCAUUCACAUUCAACAUGAUACUGGCACUGACCUCAAUUAAAAUAAUUGAAUAUUAAAUAGCAUCUCAUGGCAAAUUUCUGACAAUGCAUUUUAUUGGAAGGGGUUGUUUUUUUCCUCAUCAAACAAUGGCCAUAUUUUAACAAGUCAUCAGUGCUCAGGAUCUCAUUAACGUAACUAUGUAAAACUUUUUACAAUUGUAAUAUAUUUUCUGCUUUUCAACUUGCACCUGAAAUUUCUUGUUUCAGAAGAAAUCAGCUUUUAGGGAAAAGUAAUUUAAAGUAACUUUUGUUCUUUCUUUAACUUUUCUUUCAUCGGUUAAUCAUUUAAAGGACCCAGCAUUUUUAAUUUACGUUUAGCUGAUGCCAGUAGAUACUCUUUCCAUCAUUUAAUAAAAAUGCUGAAACAAGAAAUGUCUUUUUUUCAUCAAAGACAUGAGAAAUAUUUUUAUGUGGAAAAAGACACCCAGUCCUAUGAGAGUUUAUGCUUUGUAAAAUUGCUGUCGAUCCAGAUAUUUUAAAGCCAUGUAAUCCAUUAACUUUGUGGGCAGCUUAAUAAAUCUAAAACUUUUGUGUUUUUAUUAUUG
Molecule: messenger RNA, 1922 nt
Organism: Gymnogyps californianus (California condor)
Lineage: Eukaryota; Metazoa; Chordata; Aves; Accipitriformes; Cathartidae
Gene: LDB2
Product: LIM domain binding 2
Exons: 8
Coding region: 28-1149 (373 amino acids)
Biological process (GO): positive regulation of transcription by RNA polymerase II; negative regulation of transcription by RNA polymerase II; nervous system development
Cellular component (GO): transcription regulator complex; nucleus
Molecular function (GO): LIM domain binding
Source: RefSeq, a predicted model, not a curated record